AUGAAGUUUCAACUAUCGAUAAUCUUAUUCGCUGCCAUUGCAUUAUGUAAUGCGAAAGUCUUCGAUAGACAAGCACUAUCAUAUGCUCCGAUCCCAGAGGAUAUCUACCAACCUCCUGCUAAGUCGGGAGAAACUACAUUGUUGGAUUUGAUCAAGUCCCGGGAUGAUUUGUCCGAGCUUUCCAAACUUGUUGAACAGACUCCAGGUUUCGCCCAGGCAUUUAGUACAAGCGCUGACUGGCAAUACACAUUCAUCGCACCGUCCAACGAAGCCUUCAAUAAUACUGGUGAAUACUAUAAGACAUUUUCCAGUACACCUAAGGGACGCUGGUGGUCUGGACAGAUGCUUCAACAUCACUACAUUCCCAACUCGCGUCUAUACACGAGCAACUUCACUACGGAAAAGACUCGAAUUCAACUGGGGUCUUAUCUAUAUGCAUCAGCUCAGAUCAAAGGCGGUGACCUUGUGCUUAAUAAUGUGGCCACCAUUGUCAAAGCCGAUAUCCCUGUGACUAAUGGUAUUGUGCACAUCAUUGAUCGCAUUCUAGCUCCCGAUGCGAUGAUCUAUGAGGCUGAUAUUGGAACAACUAAGCAAGGCUUUAUUCCUGGUUCUUGCUCCAACCCCGAUCUACCUUAUUGCUGA
Molecule: messenger RNA, 642 nt
Organism: Fusarium subglutinans
Lineage: Eukaryota; Fungi; Ascomycota; Sordariomycetes; Hypocreales; Nectriaceae
Exons: 3
Coding region: 1-642 (213 amino acids)
Biological process (GO): cell adhesion; extracellular matrix organization
Cellular component (GO): extracellular matrix
Molecular function (GO): cell adhesion molecule binding
Source: RefSeq, a predicted model, not a curated record